UAAGCCCAUAUGCCAUACAUUACCACCAACCACCUCUUCCUCACAAACCCUCUCAUUCUUCAUUACCAAAUCUUGAAGACACAAAGAUUUACAUACAAACAAUGGCUUCAACUGCUUGUGCUUCUUCUGCCAUUGCAGCUGUUGCUUUUUCUUCCCCAAGUUCACAGAAAAGUGGAUCUAUUGUUGGAUCAACAAAGGCUUCUUUUCUUGGUGGGAAGAAACUGAGAGUUAGCAAGUUGGGUGCACCAUCCGGUUCACGAUCAUUUGGAACCGUUUGCGCUGCGGCUGACCCCGAUAGACCCAUUUGGUUCCCUGGAAGCACCCCACCAGAAUGGCUCGAUGGCAGCCUACCGGGAGACUUCGGGUUUGAUCCUCUUGGUCUAGGAUCUGAUCCCGAGACUUUGAGAUGGAACGUUCAAGCAGAACUAGUACACUGCAGAUGGGCUAUGUUAGGUGCAGCCGGGAUCUUCAUCCCCGAAUUCCUGACCAAAAUCGGAAUCCUAAACACUCCUUCAUGGUACACUGCUGGUGAACAAGAAUACUUCACCGACAAAACCACACUAUUCAUCAUUGAGCUUAUUUUCAUUGGCUGGGCUGAAGGAAGAAGAUGGGCUGACAUCAUCAAACCCGGGUGUGUUAACACCGACCCCAUCUUCCCCAACAACAAGCUAACCGGAACAGAUGUUGGGUACCCAGGUGGACUAUGGUUUGACCCACUCGGCUGGGGAACCGGUUCACCUGCAAAGCUCAAGGAAUUGAGGACAAAAGAGAUCAAGAAUGGAAGAUUGGCCAUGUUGGCUGUCAUGGGUGCAUGGUUCCAAGCCAUUUACACUGGAACCGGACCCAUUGACAACCUGUUUGCUCACCUUGCUGACCCGGGUCACGCUACCAUUUUUGCUGCAUUCAAGGGCUAAACUGCAUGAAAAACUGUUGGCAGGAGGAUUGAUUAUAAGGGUUUUGGGCCAAGUAAUGAUCAUGUUUGUGUAUUAUUAGAAAUCCUAUCUUAUCUCUACUGUAGAAAAGCUAAUGCAAUGUACAAAUACCUCUUCAUUAAUUUCAACUCAAAAUGCUGCAUAUAUAUAAGCUUGAAAGUCA
Messenger RNA from Helianthus annuus (common sunflower), 1095 nucleotides. RefSeq names its product chlorophyll a-b binding protein, chloroplastic. Gene Ontology annotation, biological process: response to light stimulus; photosynthesis, light harvesting in photosystem I. The transcript is spliced from 5 exons. The record is from RefSeq and is a predicted model, not a curated record. The coding region runs from base 102 to 914 and encodes 270 amino acids. Gene Ontology annotation, cellular component: membrane. Lineage: Eukaryota; Viridiplantae; Streptophyta; Magnoliopsida; Asterales; Asteraceae.